CAACUAAUCUUAUUUUUUCAAUUAAUUGUCUUGUACGUUUUUUCAGAGACUUUAUUUUGUUAUCUUGUAAUUUACUACUGAUUCUCACUUUUGUUCGCAUAAUUUGAAGGUCAAUUUCAUUAUUAUCUGAAGACUGAUGAAUUUCUUGAAGAAAGUUUGUAACACGAUCACCAAAAGUAGACGACAUUUCAACUGAGCUAUUACGCUCCCCAUAUACGAUUGUGCAUAUUGUUAAUAUUAGUGAUUAAAAAACUGCCAUCUAGUAAGGAAUAGUAAUAGUAAUUAACAGUACUUUGCAUACUGAAGUAGAUUCCUGUCUGCAUAAGGCCCUUCAAAUUUUUUUUGAAUUUUUGGAUUCGUUUUGAAAUUUUAUUUUACAACUUGAAACUUUUAUUUUGGAAAAUAUUUUGUUUUUAUUUUUGACGUCAUCAGGAUUCGAACAGUCAGCAAAUGAAUGCUCAUGUUGGGAGUGCGAUGCUUUAACUUCUGCGCUAUCGCGGUUUAGCGAUAAGCGUGCGUAUUUGUGUUAAAUAAAUGAAUACGUCUUUGCCUAUUCAUUUUAUUAAAACCGAUGAAAAAGAACAUUACAACAUUAAUAAAUUAGCGCCAAAAUGGCCAUUUAUAUUGAUAAUUAUAGGACGAAGUGGUUCUGGUAAAACAAAUACUGUUAUCAAUCUUUUAAAAUAUUUAUUUUUUGAUACUUUUUAUUUGUAUGCGAAAGAUUUAGAAGAACCUUAUUAUCAAUUAUUACAAAAUGUAUUUGAUGAUGAAACGAUUCAAAAUAUAAUUGAAUCGGAUUUUUCGUCAGAUAUAGAAGACAUAGUCAAUGUAGACGAAUUAGAUAGAGAUAAACAAAAUUUGAUUAUUGUUGAUGAUUUCGUAACGGAAAAAGAUCAAAAGAAACUGAUAGAUUUAGCUAUACGAGGAAGAAAAAUGAAUGCUUCGAUGAUCUAUAUAACGCAGGAUUGGUAUAGAGUACCAAAAUCAAUUCGUUUACAAUGUAAUUAUCUUUCAAUAUUUCCAUCAUGUGAUGGUAAUGAUAUAAGCUUGAUAUUUAGAGAAAAAGGAUUGGAUAAGAAAAUCAAGGAAUAUUAUGAAAAUAACAUUAAUAAUUUUGAUUGCUUAACUAUUGAUUUUAAAACUCCUGAAAUGAAAUAUAGAAAGAAUUUUACACCAAUAAAUGACUAGUGCUUCGCAUGCUGAAUAUAUUCUUAGAAAAAAUAGAAAAAAAGGGGGUAAGUCAACAAGAGGACCACCUGGUAUAGGAUUUAAUCUAACAGAAAACGGUGAUUAUGAUAUCGCAGGUCACAAAUUAGUUAAUGUAAAACAACCAGAAAAUCCUGGCGAUGCUGUUAAUUUACAAUAUUUAGAGUCAGUCGAGGCGAAGUGGACUAAUGCUAUGGAUAAAGUCAACGAUAAUAUGAUUAAAAAACAUGAUUCAGAAACUAUUAUAAAUUUGGUUAAACCUGCAUUGAAUAAUAUGAUUAAAAAAAAUGAUUCAGAAAGCGUUUUAAAAAUUGUUAAACCUGAACUGAAUAAUAUGAUUAAAAAAGAUGAUUCAGAAAGCGUUUUAAAAAUUGUUAAACCUGAACUCAGUAAUAUGAUCAAAAAAGAUGAUUCAGAAACUAUUAUAAAUUUGGUUAAACCUGAAUUGAAUAAUAUGAUCAAAAAAGAUUCGCUGAAUCUAACUACUACAAAACGAUAUAUUGAUAUUGAUAAGCAUGAUGUUGUCAAUAAAAAACAACUAGAUAUUUACGGAGAAAGGUUAAUUAACUUGGAAACUGAAUUCAUGAAAAAAAUUCAUUAUUCUUUUUUACAAUUUGUAGGAAAAAUUUGUUUUGUUAAAGAAGUUCAUGGACAAAAGGCUGUUACUUUGCUUGACUUUUCUUUUGAUGGUGAACUAUUUCUUAGAAUACCAAUGAAUGUGGAAGUUAUAAAAUUCUACUCAACGGCUAAUUUGAAAGAUUUGGAUAUUAGUACUAAUAAAGAAACAAUAGAUCUUUCAAAACCCUUUACUGUUAAAGAAUUUGAUCUUCUAUCUUUUAGAAUAAAAAAAGAAAAGGUAAACACAGAUGAAAAUCUCGGUGGUUAUAACCAUAAUAAACCUUAUCUAUUAAGAAUUCCAAUUUUUUUUUAUAUGCUAGUUAAGUUUUCUGUAUAAUUAUCAGUCUUUGACCUUCAUGCUCAUUAUGCGUUUACAAAAGUAAAUUUAAAUAAAAAUGGUAUCUCUACUGUUUGUUGUACAGUAAAUGGAUUAUUGUAAAAUAUGCAAAACAAAAACUAAAUCCACUGGAGAACCAGAAUUUAUUGUAAAAUAUAAACGCUGGAGAAGAAUAUCAACUUGCAAAAUUUGUCAAUCAGUAAAAAAUAAUAUUUCUAAAUCACCUAAAGAUAUUUUAAUUUUUGAAUUAUUUAAAUCCGCUAGGAAAAAAUACCCAACACGUCGCUUUCAACAUAGAGGUAUUGAUGAUACUUGGCAAAUAGAUAUUUAUGUUUUUUAUAGACCAAAAGGAAAAGCAGAAGAUCCAAGCUAUUCUUUAAGAACAAAGACAGAGUCGAAGACGAAGCCGAAUGAUUUUAAUAAAUUUAAAAAGAUCAAUAACGGUUUUAUCUAUAUUCUAGUCGCUGAAGACACCUUUUCUAAAUUUGUAUGGGUAGAACCUUUAAAAACUAAAUCAGGAUUAGAAGUAGCUAACGCGUUUUUAAAAAUCAUACAACAAGCGAUUAAAGAUAAACACAAUCCACCGAAAAAUUUACAUGCUGAUAGAGGAAAAGAGUUUUAUAAUAAAGAUAUGAGAAUCGUUUUAAAUAAGUACAAUAUCAAUCUUUAUAGUACUGGAACAAAAAAUAAAGCUUUCUUUGUUGAGAGGUUCAACCGUACUUUAGGAAAUAAAUUCAAGCCAAUAUUGUAUGACAGUUUUAAUUGGCUUUCGUUACUUCCAAAAAUUAUAAAAUCUUAUAACAAUUGUUAUCAUUCUACGAUUAAAAUGAAACCAAAAGAUGUUAAUAAAGAAAAUGAAAGGCAGUUAUUAGAAACCGUAUAUAUGAUUACAUUAACAAAUAAAAAACCAAAAUUUGAAGUUGGUGAUAGAAUUAGAUUGUCUAAUAUGGUUGAUAUUUUUCGUAACAAAUUAAAAACAAACUGGACUGAAGAAAUAUUCACAGUUGUAGAAAAACGCGUAUAUAAUGUUUGGAUUUAUUUUGUUUCUGAUCUUAACGGCGAAAAAAUUAAAGAGGGGAUAUACGAAGAAGAAAUGCAAUUAACAUUAUUAUAAGAAUUAUUGAAAUAAUACAAAUAAAAAUAAAUAUAAUUUUUUUCUUUUCUUUUUUUAAUUCCACAAUCUUUAAGUUUGCCUUGAUUAAUAAAUUCGCUGUGUUCAUGGACGUAUUCAUCGUCGUCUUCGACACUGGACUGGUCUUGCCAGUCAUUUAUUAACUAGAGAAAGAGUAUUUGCUAAUCGUCUUUUUGCUCGUUCUUUAUUGUUAUAUCUAAUAACAGGAUUUUUGUUCAGUAACGCGUUUAUUUUUUCUUCAUCAUAAAUAUUUACCUCUUUUAAUUCUUGUUCCAACACAUUAAUUUUAUUAUCUUUGUACUCAAUUUCCUCGUCCAUUUUUUCUAUUGUUUCAACCGCAGCAUUUCCUAAUUCUUUUAAAAUUCUGUUUUCCAUAUACAGCUGAUUAGAUGCUUUAACUUUAUUACCAACAGAUAAACUGUUAAACUCAAUACAGUCUUUUUUUAUUCUAUUUUGAAUAAUUUUUAUCUGAUUUUUAUCUGCAACAUCAAUUAGUGCCAUUAUUUAUUAGACAGGGAAUUCGCCGCUUACGGCUCAUGAGUUGACAGGGUCAAAGAAUUCAUAGUUUUAUCAAACAUUUUAUCAAAUUCUUCUUCGGGUUUUGUACUGCCAGCAGUAUGCUGAGAAUUAGCUUUGUAAUCUGAUUGAGAUGUGUUUGAUUUGUGUUUAGAUUUAAUUUGUUUCUGUUUUUUGUUAUAUUGUUCUAUGUUGUUUGAUUUUUUGUUAUGUUUAAUUAAUGUUUCACCAGUAAGAAAUUUUAUUUGAUUCCUAAUUGUGUUUUCACCAAUUUUAUUCUGUUUAGCAAACUCUUUUAAGGUAAUAUUGUUAGAAGUGGGGUCUCCUUUUUGUGCUAAAAAAUUUAAUGCUAAUUGUCUUGAUCGCAUAUUAUUUAAAUUCUUAACUGAUGGAAUACUAGACUCUGUUAACGUAUAAUCCUUUUUAAUUAUUAUAUUUAUCUUUUGUUUAGCUGACUGUUCCCUUUUCGUAUUAUGAGCCAUUUAUUAUGAAAUAAUAUCUUUCUAAUAAAUGGGGAAUAAAGAUUGUCAGAUUGAUCAUGAACAAACAUCUCCGAAUAAUGAGUCGUUAUUAAGAAAAUGUUCCAUUUGUCAAACCAUAAAAUCUCAUUCAAAUUUUGUUAAAAGUAAAAAUCAGAAAUAUGGAAUUGGAUACAUGUGUUAUGACUGUAAAAAAAAACAAAAUGAUAAAUUUACUUGCAAUAUAUGUUUUAUGGAUGUUCCGAUACGGUAUAAAAAAAGACAUUUCAAAAAAAUAUGGCAUGAAAAAUUAGAAAAAUAUAUUAACGAUUUAAAAGGAUAUUGAUCCAUAAAUGUUUUGAAUAAUUUUUUCUCUAAUAAAUGGAGCUCUCGAAAGAUGAGCUUCGUAAAAUGACACUUGAAGAAAUUAUAAAACUUACUAAAGGUGAUUUAAAAAAAGUGGGUGACAUAAUUGAACAAAUUAGUGAAGGCAAUUCGUCAUCGAAUUCAGAUAAGAGUUCAUCUUUGACACAUGAGUCGUCCUCGAUGGAUAAAUAUUUUUUAACACCACAAUCAAAUAAUGAGAUUGUGCUAAAUAAACUAAGUUUAAAAAAAAUAAAAGCCAUCGCAAAAAAGAUGGGGUUAAAAAACUAUUCGCAAUAUAACUCAAAGACUAAAUUAGAUCUUAUAAAAUUAAUUCUAAAAGAAGAGCUCAUCAAUGCAGGCGAUUGGUUUAAUAAAUUAAAUAGACUCAAUAUUAAAAAAUUAAAAUCAAUUGCUGAAAAACUAGGUCUAAAGAUAAAGCAAAAUAGUAAAAAGACAGAUCUAGUGAAUCAAAUUUCAGAUAAUGCCCUCAUGAGCGAAGCGAAUUUAAAUACUGUUCUUAAAGAAAUCGGGUCGCAAAGUUUAGAGGAAUUAUUAGAGGAAACCAUGUCUAAAAACGAGUCGACUCAGAAUACAUCAAUAAAAGAAUUAAGAAAAAUUGCCAAAGAAAAGAAUAUCACAGGUUACUCUAAAAUGAAGAAGGCAGAAUUAUUACAAAAAAUUAACGAUCAACCGUUCGCUUUCGAAGAUAGUUAUUUUACAGAACUUUCAAAAAAAUCUAAAAUCAAAAUAAUAGAAACAAAAGCUGAAUACACCAAAAAAUGGAAGAAACAUAAAGUUUACUAUAAAGUUAUAUUAUUGAAAGCCGAAGAGGAAGAUUCACCCAAGUCUGAUCUUUCAGACAUAAUAAUGAAAAAAAUAACUGUCAUUAGAGAGGGUUUAAAUGAAAUGAUUAAAAUAGUAAAAGAGAAAACAAAUUUCAAAGAAGGAGAUUUAAUGAAUAUAGUGGUUAAUCAUCCUGAUCUUUGGAAUCCUAUUUCCACAGGGUUAUCAAGAACUACUGAAAUUGAUAAUUUAUUAAACAAUAUUCAAAGUAUCUUAACUUCAAAUCAAGAUUUAGAUAUAUAUGGUUGCACAUUUCAUGCCGAAGUUGUUAAUAUGCCUAGAGGCGCAGGUAGUGGGGUAAAGAUGUUAAAUAUAGCUGAAGACUCAAGAACAAAGAAAAGUAUAACACGGAUAAAUAAUAAAGAUAGAUUAUGUUGUCCAAGAGCUGUUAUUGUUGGACUAACUUAUCAAACAAAUAUAAUACUCGGUAAAGAAUUUAACGACAAUGAUAUAACAUAUAUUAGAAAAGGAAGAAAUUUACAAACUACUUUAGCUCAAGAACUAUGUAAUCAGCUUAAAGAAUAUAAUGAAGAAUAUUUUACUUUACGUGAUAUUGCAAAUAUAGAAAAAGUAUUAAAUAUUCAAAUAAAAGUUAUAGCUGCCGAAUGUUUUAAUCAAGUAAUUUAUUCUGGAGAAGAGAAAGAUGUAAAAGUAUAUUUAUAUAAAAACGGAAAUCAUUUUGAUACAAUCAAUAAUAUGACAGCUUUCUAUAGUCAAUCUUAUUAUUGUGAAAAAUGUGAUAAACCGUAUCAACAUAAAGAUAAUCAUAAAUGCAAAAAAGGAGUUAAAAUAUGCAUAUUAUGCUUAAAACCUAAACAUGAAGAAGGCUCUAAACAAAGAAUAUAUUGUGAAAAAUGCAAUAGAUAUUGUUUUAAUCCAGAAUGUUUAGCAAAUCAUUCAGAAGUUUGUGAAAGAUUUCGUAAAUGCUUAAACUGUAAUAAAAUACUCAAAAGAGGUGAUAAAAUGCUUGAAGAAGGAAAUAACAAGAAAGGUAACAAAAUGGUAAAAGAGGGUAGAAAAAUGAAUGAUCACAGAUGUGGAUGGGAAAUAUGUCGAAAUUGUUAUAAAGAAGUUGAAAUAUUAGAACAUAAAUGUUACAUGCAAUGGAUACGACAAAAAGGCGGAAUAUGUGAGACAAUAAUGAAAGACGGUGAUAAUAAAUAUAAAGUAAAAGGUUGUCAAAAUUGUGAUAGAAAAGGUUGUACAGUAACUUUUCCUGAUGAAACAAACAAACAAUCAAACAAAGGAAAAGAAACAUUAUCACUUAAAGACUUGGAAAAGGGUUCUGGAUAUACCAUAACAGAUUUGCAACUUUUUACUAAAGACGGUAAAGAAAAAGCUGUAGUUAUAUUGAAUAAUGAAUUUAAGUUGUUUUUACCAGAUAGAUUGGCUAAAAGGGGUGAUGAACUAAUAGGCUAUAUGUUAGAAUAUGAUUUAGUUAUGACUUAUAAUGGUUUGAUAGAUGUGAAAAAUAAUGCAGGAUUUACAUAUAAAAUUCAUGAUAUUACAUUUAAAAAAAUGGACAAACGUCCUGAUAAAACAAACAAAUAUCCUGAUGAAACAAACAAACAUCCUGAUGAAACAAACAAACAUCCUGAUAAAACAACCGAAAGAAUAAAAUAUCACAUUUAUCAAUGUAAAGAUUGUAAAAAUUGUGCUAAAAAACCGUUGGAUGAUGAAGAACCGUUUAAAUGCGUUAAAUGCGGUUCUAAAUACCAUACAACUAAAUGUUCUUAUACAGAAAAAUAUUUAUUCUUUGAUUAUGAAGCAAUGCAAGAAACAGGCAAACAUAUCGCUAAUUUAGCUAUAUCCCACGAUUUUAGCGGAAAUGUUAAUUCUUUCGAAACCAACGAAGAUUUUUGCAAAUGGUUAAUUUCUAGAGAUCAUAAAGGAUAUACAGCUAUCGCACAUUAUUCUAAAGGUUAUGAUUCUUACUUUAUUUUAAAACAUUGCGUUGAAAACGGUAUUAAACCUUUCUGCGUAUAUAACGGAUCUAAAAUAAUGUUAAUGGAAAUAAAAUCAAUUAAUUUAAGAAUUAUUGGUAGUAGUAAUUUUGUUCAAGGACCUUUAAAAAAUUUCCCUAAAACAUUCGGUCUAAAAGAACUUAAAAAAGGAUAUUUUCCACAUUUCUUCAAUACAACGGAAAAUCAGAACUAUAUUGGAAAAAUACCUGAUACAAAAUACUAUGGUGUUAAUUCUAUGAAACCAAAAGAAAGGGAAGAGUUUUUAGAAUGGCAUAAACAAAAAAGAAAAGAAAAUUAUUUGUUUGAUUUUAAAAAAGAACUUUAUGAUUAUUGUAAUUCUGAUGUUGAUAUAUUAAGAAGAGGAUGUCUUGAAUUAAGAAAGCAGUUUCUAGAAAUUGCUAAUAUAGACCCUUUUAGAUAUAUUACUAUUGCUGGUGUUUGUAUGGAUAUAUAUAGAUCAAAAUAUAUUAAGAAAUAUACAAUAGCUGUUGUUGAUAAUCUGAAAAAAGAUCAAUAUUCUCAACAAUCAAUUUCAUGGUUAAAUAGUUAUCAUAAUCCAAAUAUACAACACGCAUUAAACAUUGGUGAAGCGAAAAUAUGUGGAUCAAAAGUUGAUGGCUUUGAUGAAAAAACCAAUACAGUCUAUCAAUAUCAUGGUUGUUUUUGGCAUGGCUGUAUAAAAUGUUAUAGUUCAGAUUUUAUUAAUAAUAAGAACAAAACAGUUAUGGAAGAUCUUUAUGAGAAAACAAUAGAAAGAAGUAAGCGAAUAAAAAAGGCUGGUUAUAACUUAAUAGAAAUGUGGGGAUGUGAGUGGACAAAGUCAAAAGAAUAUAAGAAAGAAAUGAAACAAAUUGAAGAAGAAAUUAAAAAAUGGGAAGAUCUUAAUCCUAGAAACGCAUUCUUUGGUGGAAGAACAAACGCAACAAAAUUGAGAGUAAAAGGAAAGAAAUUGAAAUAUAUUGAUGUUUGCAGUUUAUAUCCAACAGUACAAUAUUUUGAUGAUUAUCCAGUCGGACAUCCUACUAAAAUAUUCAAACCUCGUACGUAUGAUCCUGAAUGGUAUGGAUUAAUAAAAUGUGCAAUUUUACCACCAAAAGGUUUGUAUCACCCCGUUUUACCUGUUAAAAAUAAAAACAAAUCUGGUGAUGAAAAGCUAACAUUUCCAUUAUGUCAAUUGUGUGCAAAAUUAAAUAAUCAAAAAGAUAAAUGUUCUCAUACAGAAUCUCAAAGAAUUAUCAGAGGAACCUGGUGUACCAACGAAGUAAAAAAAGCAAUUGAAAAGGGGUACAAAAUAAUAACUAUUGAUGAGGUUUGGCAUUUUUACGGAAAAUCAUCAAAUUUAUUUAAAGAAUAUGUGAAAGCGUUUAUGAAAAUUAAAUUAGAAACAAGCCCUUGGCAGGAUGAUUUUGAAUCAGAAGAAGAAUAUAGAAAAGCUGUAAAAGAAAAUCUAGGUAUUGAAUUGGGUAAAAUAGAAAAUAAUCCUGGAAAGAGAGCUGUUGCGAAAAUAUGCUUAAAUUCCUUAUGGGGUAAAUUUGGGCAAAGACAAAAUAUGGGUGCAACAGAAUAUGUUACAGAUGUUAAAAGAUUUUAUGAAAUUUUAUUAGAUGACAGACUUGAUAAUAUACAUAUAAACGAUAUAAAUGAAAAUAUGUUACAAAUUGAUUAUAAGUUAAAAGAUUGUUAUGUUGAAAAUAAUUUCAAUACCAAUAUAUUUAUAGCUGCUUUUACAACUGCAAACGCAAGACUAAGAUUGUACGAAAUGUUAGAUAAAUUGGGAGAUGCAGUUGUAUAUUAUGAUACUGAUAGCGUUGUAUAUAUAGACGAUGGUAAAAAUACUAUCAAAACAGACUGUUUAUUGGGAGAAUGGACAGACGAAUUAGGUAAAGACGUAUGGAUAAUAGAUUGGAUAUCAACAGGUCCUAAAAGUUAUUGUUAUAAAACAAACACAGGUAAAGUUGUUUGUAAAAUAAAAGGAUUUACGCUAAAUUAUGAAACGUCCAAAAAGAUUAAUUCCGAAAGUAUAAAUAAUAUUUUAGAAAAGAAAGACAGUAAAAUCAGUACGCAAUAUAAUCGAAUUACCAGAGAUACUAAAACUAAGGAACUCUUAAAUAAAAUCGAAACAAAAGAAUUUGGUUUUGUUUAUGAUAAGAGGGUUGUUUUAGAAAACUAUGAUACAAUACCGUUUGGAUAUUAGCGUCAGCUGGAGCUGACUCAAGUCUGCGACUAAUUAGAAAAAAAAGACAAUCCGUGGACGUAGUCCACUCAUGAGCAGAACGAAUUCUUAUAAUAGCGUUUUUUUUAUCCGUCAAGAACAAGUGGUAAACUUUUCCACGAUUAUAAGAGAUAUAUACACCGAAUUUUCAUUAUUUUUUUCUAAUUCACACAACUGAUUGAGAUAACUCUUUAUCUAUUUUUGAUAUAAGUAGUUAUAUAAUUAUCCUAUAGAGUAAAAUCUUUGAAAAAUGUUAAUUCCGGCGAAGCCCUCAUGAGCGAAGCGAUUUUAAAAUAUGUCUUGAAAAUCGGGGGUGUUUUCACGAUUUUUGUGCUUUUCUGAUUACCCUUGAAAAUCGGGGCGUGUUUUCUAUUUAUCCUUGAAAAUCAGGGUGUUUUUGUACUUUUUUUAGAUUACCUUGAAAAUCGGGUUAUUUGCUUGAUAUUUUUUAUUUUUUUAGCUACCUGGAAAAUCGGGGUGUUUUAACGUUUUUUUUUUGCUUUUCUGUUUGCCCUUGAAAAUCAGGGCGUUUUCCUUAAAAAAAUGGCUGUGUGCUAUGGGGCCUUAUUAGUUUUUUAGAUUACCUUGAAAACCGGUGGUGUUUUAACGUUUUUUUUUUUUUGCUUUUUACCCUUGAAAAUCAGGGUGUUUUUACAUUUUUUUUGGUGUGUCUUUUAUUUUUGACUCGAAGAAGGAGAGAACCACUUGACAAUGACGCUGUACAAACUUGGAUGACGGAAAUAAAACAUCACUACGAACAGGAGUGCAUGACCACCCUCCAGGCCAAGUCCAUAGCCGGGGAACUGCACCAGAAGGUGGCCACCAUGGCCACUUUCACCAUUUCGAGCAUUAGGACGGUUUUAACGCACUCGGAGUGCAUCCAACGCGAAUAUAAAAGCCUCAACAGUGAGAAGAAACACGUGGGGCCUUUAGCCCAAAGCCUUGCCGGUAACAUCAUCGAUUUCAUCAAAACCUACUCAGAGGUGACCCCCAAACUGUUAAAACAGUACGACUCAGUCAGGAAAACGAACGAAGAUUUCUUAACACUCGUGUCCCAACUGUUCGCCCAAUGGGAGAGCGUGUGUCACACUGUCUUGGUCAAAGAAAUCAAACGACUGGUCGAUAAAUUGGAAAAUCCAUGUUCGGAGCUCGAUUUACGUGCCACAAUCACUGGGAUCACCUCCUUGUGCUUGCGAAACGAUCAUUUGAUUGAGAUUUUCACCAAAAAUGACGUAAUCCCAAUACUGUUGAUUCUGUGCGAGAAAUGCGAAGGUUCCUCCAUGAGGAGUCUCCUCCUGCGUGCACUUUCAACAAUGUGUUCCACCGCUUUCGCGGUCCGGCAAUUUGAGCGUUUUUCCGGGAUUCAAAUCGUCAGUGACACUCUUGGAGAGGAGCCUUUUCGGCCUGAACCUGAACGUUCCGAAGCCGUGGCGCUUCUGGCCCAAGUGACAGCGCCAUGGAUUGAAGACAACCACUGCAUUAAAGGCCUGCCUGACUAUUCGAGAAAACUGGUCAAGUCUUUGACUAGAUUCCUCUCGACCACGAAAUGUUGCCAAAACCUGCUCUUGUGCACUGCAGCUCUUGCCAACUUGUCCACGAUGGACAACAAAAGCAUCAAACACAUCUUACACUUGAAUACUAUUGAGCUACUCUUGGAGGCGGUGAAUAGACGAGGGCCUUGUGCUUCCGUCUAUCUCCUAGAGCAAGUGGCGACUUUGUUAGCCAACAUGACUUCACUCCAACCGGCGAGAUUACAACUGGUGAAGUUGAAGACAAUUCCAGCCUUGUUGUGUUGUUUGAGAAGUGGAAGUGUUGGCGAGGAAGUUGAGAAAAGAUUGCAACAGAAAGCUAUCAUAGCUUUGUCGAGGCUUUGUGGCGAGAAAGAGGCAGCUGCUCAAGUUGUGCAACUUGGAGGUGUUGAAAAACUAGUCAAAAUGUGUAGGGAGAAGAAUGAGAGGUUUAGUAACGAUGCGGUUCUUGUCGCAACUUUGGCUACUUUGAGGAAAAUAGCGGAUGCUUGCGGGAGGGAAGUGAUCAGUGUUGAGGAUGUCCAAGAGUUGGUUGAGCCGAAAUUGCUGGACUCGUUUCUGGCGUAUUCGAGUCAGAACGAGAGUUACGUGUAAAAACUGCCAUUAUAUACCUACCUAGAGUGUUCACUAUUCGGAGUAUUUAUUAUUUGUUACUUUAUUUAUUAUUUUAUGUACAAACAAAACGGAAUUAAAUGUGUAUUUUGAU
Tribolium castaneum (red flour beetle) is the source of this 11887-nucleotide messenger RNA. Its product is annotated as protein inscuteable homolog. The transcript has 3 exons. Gene Ontology annotation, biological process: establishment of mitotic spindle orientation; regulation of asymmetric cell division; asymmetric cell division. Gene Ontology annotation, cellular component: apical cortex. The coding region runs from base 10384 to 11775 and encodes 463 amino acids. Lineage: Eukaryota; Metazoa; Arthropoda; Insecta; Coleoptera; Tenebrionidae. The record is from RefSeq and is a predicted model, not a curated record. Gene Ontology annotation, molecular function: cytoskeletal adaptor activity; protein binding.